GGACAUCUAUUUCCCUUGCUCACUGCUCCGUACUCCGUACUCACAGCUUUUGCGACUUUGCCUGGACAAUCAAUACACCCCCGUCCGUCUCCGAACAUCAUCCUGGACAUAUUUGACAUCCACUUUCCCACUCCGAAGCAGUAACAAAACAAAAACAAAUACAACAAAAACCCAUAAUAAAAUCAAGACGUCCCGGACAACCUGACGAUCCUCUCUGUAUCACCCACCGUCGCGAACCCCCGUCCUACAUCAAGCACACCGAAGGCUGAAGCAACGUCAACUCAAUUUCCUCCUCCCGUCUCCAAAGAACGAAACCCGCCCGCGACGCAACGUCUUUUACACUUUUGAACCAAAGCAACUCUGAGCUCCGCGUUUCUCCAGUCUUCAUUAAACUCCAACCUGCAGGCUGACGACUAGCCCCAAUCUGUCCGAAUCGCAUUCUGCGUCAAGUGCCGCAGCCCAGGGGCCUUGAGCUAAUCUUAACCUGCGGUUCCUACAGGCUGCCUGUGCCAUUCGUCUAGGUAUCCUACCUAGUACCUCACUAUUGGAAGGGGAGGGAGAUCAAGCUUCAGUCCAGUGAACCGGUCCUAUUUCCGCCUUGCAGCAUCUGCACACCACCACAUCUGCUUAGCAGCAAACCCGUGGGCCGUGGCAAAGGGGGGAAAAGUGGUCUCGUGGCCUGCGAUCGACCAACCGGAGACUUGAGACUGGGCAGACGAAAGCCCAUAAGCUGCUGCAAAAGCAAGUCAUAGUGUCAAGCAAGGGGGGGCAAUUGAGCAAGUUCGCGCAUCGGGUCCAACGAGGAAUCAAGCGAGCAGCACGACGCAACCACCAACCACCAACCACGCAAACCAAGCACAUACGCAUCUAAAGUACGCACACAAACCAACUCAACUUUGUAUCCGUACCUUACCUUAGGCAAGGGGGGACACCUAGCAGCAACUGCAUUGUAUCCAUCCUUGGCUUGCAGACUUCAUUCAGCAAAGUACCGUACCUUACCUCACUUGCGCAAGGUACCCGCAAGAGAGAGCAAGGCAAAGCAAACAAUUCAUCCAGCUGCACUCGACGUACCAACGCAGAUACGCACACGCUCGAUAUCCCUCAUCGGCAUCUGCCACUUUAUUCUGUCUUUGAUCACGCACCCACGCAAAUCGCAACCGCAACGCAACGCAACAUAACGCAGCAGUCGCAGCCGCACGCCGCACGCCUCGGGAUCCAAUACCACCUCGAACCUGGCCUGACCACGCGCGAAACCACCCUCGCCGAUCGAUUCGGCCCCUCGUCCGCCCUCCUUCGCCGGAAUCCUGAACCUGGUCCCUGACACCCCUUCCCCUUCCACGCCCUCCUACUGCGUACCCGUACCUAACUAUCCGUACGGGAAACUCUUCCACCUCCCUGGCGCGAACCACACCGUCAUCCCCCGUCAUCCCGCCCGCUCUCCGUUCCCGUCCCCGUCCCAGCCCAUCCUCUCACACCUCUCUCCCACUCCCACUCCCACUACCACUCCUAGGCGGCCCAGGCUCAGCCUCCAGGCCACCCCCUCCAACUCAAAGACAUGCAGCGAUCCGGACCACCUCCCACGACCGCCAAUGCGCCAUUCUUCUCCUCCUCCUUCUUCUCCUCUUCUUCCUCAAAAUCCCGUCCCGGCACCUCCUCUGGCGAACCACCGGAAAAGUCCCAGUCCCAACCACCACCGCAACCGUCCCCCUUCUUCCCGCCGCCCCUCCAACCGCAGUCCUCCGGCCCCAACGUCCUCAUCAAGGACCGCAAGAACUCCUUUGGCCGCAAGACCUCCUUCAGCUCGCCCAACAAGUCCUCCUCCCUAUCCUCCUCCUCCUCCAAGCGCCGCGCCAACAGCUCCAGCUCCGGCGGAGGAGGCAAUGUCGUAGUCACCGACCGCAACGUCCCGCCCGCACUCCCCGACUUCGCCCUCGCCGCCGCCGCAAAGAUCACCCGCGACGCAGACAACAUCCAGAGCCCCGCCUCCGCCGACAGCUUCUCCAGGAUGCUGAGCCGUACCCAGACCGGCUCGACGAGCCUGGCGCCCAGCGACCGCCUACAGCCGCCGCCCACGUCCGCGACACAUCCCAACAUGUGGCAGUCGAGCGAGUCUGUCGUGUUGCACAUGCAGAUGCAGGAGAUUGCGAACAAGAGGAUAUCAACGUUGGACUAUCUACGGAAAGCACACGAAGGCCGAGUAUACUGGUUCAACACAAUCCUCUUCGACAAGCCCGACCUCGCCCGCAUGCCCUCCUUUGAGUCGCGCAAACUCGCCCGCCGCGCAACAAACUACCUCCUCCUCGGCCUCUCCCUCCCCACGAUCGUCGACCUCUACGCAAACACCCCCAUCGAGUUCCUCCGCAGCCUCAACAACCUCCUCCAAGAAUUCGAGUCCUUCCAACAACUCCACAGCGAAGGCGGCACUUCCACCUCCUCCCUCUCCCGCGCCCGCCUCCCCUCCAUGUUCCGCCGCCAGGGCGGCAAAUCACGGCGCAGCACCAGCGGCGCAAACGACAUCGGAUACCCCCUCGACUCGGACUCGGCGAGCGGCGGAAGCUACGGCGGCAUCGGGGGCUCGUCGAGCGCGAGCGCGAGCGUCAUGUCCUUUGCGUCGAGCGACAACGAUCUGUUGCCGGGGGAGGUGUACACGCACCUGCUCACGCCGUCGCUGCCGUUCGAGCCGGAUUUCUACGAGACGUUUGCGACGCUGUGCGAGGUGCUGAUUGACGUCUACACCAAGGUGCUGAGCCUGGUGCCCACGCCGCGGGAGACGACGGCGCCCGUGGCGGAGCUGUUUGCGAAAGCGGACACCAAAGUGCGCAAGAUUAUCGUGCAGGGCGUCGUCAAGGAGUUUGAGGACAGCAGCAGGUCGCACAUCAAGACGGAGGUGGCCAAUAUCGGCAAGGUUGUGCUCGGUGGGCUUAUGUGAUGGAGAGAACACGUACGGGAUAUAUGGGACCCAUGUCUGGAACGAUUUGCAUUGUUUUUGUCUACGGAGUUCUUCUCUCUUUGGCGCACCCCUUUUACGAAUGGAUGGUUCAUGUUUGAAACGUGGAAGAAAUUUUCGGCGCAGGGCACGUUAUGACGAGGC
Messenger RNA from Colletotrichum scovillei, 3091 nucleotides. RefSeq lists its product as uncharacterized. The record is from RefSeq and is a predicted model, not a curated record. Lineage: Eukaryota; Fungi; Ascomycota; Sordariomycetes; Glomerellales; Glomerellaceae. The transcript has 2 exons. Bases 1556 to 2929 code for a protein of 457 amino acids.